Ilex paraguariensis (yerba mate) is the source of this 510-nucleotide messenger RNA. The record is from the annotation of a GenBank genome assembly. Lineage: Eukaryota; Viridiplantae; Streptophyta; Magnoliopsida; Aquifoliales; Aquifoliaceae.
AUGGUCAAUUCUCAUAGGGGAAGCUUUCUGGUGGCUAUUGUUUUGCUCAAAACUGUGCAUAUCAAAGCUUUGGCACCUCAUGGAAAUGGCCUUCCCUGUCAGCCUGAUGUUCUCAAAGAAGUGAAGCAGAAGCUUGAUCUUGGAUCUGUUAAGUUUGAGGCCCUGUGCGACAAGGACCGUUCUCCCAAAAAGAUCCCUGGAGUGGGCAGCCUUGAGAGAAGAAUUCUGGAAGUUAAUAGAAAAAGAGUCAAGGUUGUGAAGCCAGGUUCAAAGACUUCUUUUCCUACCACUGAAAUUCGUGGAAGUUAUGCUCCUCCCUUCCAUGUGGAGCUAUUCCGAAAUGAUCAACAUCGCCUUAGGAUUGUUGUGGACAGUGAGAAUGAAGUAGACUUGAUGGUGCAGACUCGGCAUCUGCGAGAUGUCAUCGUUCUUGUAAUACGAGGCCUUGCUCAGAGGUUCAACAGUACAUCCCUCAAUUCACUUCUGAAGAUAGAGACAACAUUUCAGUAA